This is a messenger RNA of Sitophilus oryzae (rice weevil), 2215 nucleotides long. RefSeq lists its product as uncharacterized. The record is from RefSeq and is a predicted model, not a curated record. Gene Ontology annotation, biological process: protein localization to plasma membrane; GPI anchor biosynthetic process. The transcript has 2 exons. Gene Ontology annotation, cellular component: membrane; endoplasmic reticulum. The coding region runs from base 881 to 2188 and encodes 435 amino acids. Gene Ontology annotation, molecular function: glucosaminyl-phosphatidylinositol O-acyltransferase activity. Lineage: Eukaryota; Metazoa; Arthropoda; Insecta; Coleoptera; Curculionidae.
UUAAAAAUAUUUGAAAUUUUUGUAAAAAUGGCUAAUUCCAAUAAUUACGAUAUAUUCAAAGAAAUAGAAGACAUAAUUGAUGCUCAAAAACGGCUUGGUCAAUAUAAUGUGUACCAUACUAACAAAACGCCGACUUCUAAAUGUGUAUUCUCAAAUAAUUCGAGUGAUAGACCUCAGACAGUAAAGUUUAACGAAGUAUCUUUUAUGCUGAGCGACCAAGAGUCCUUACCAGGAUCAAGUGAAAUUAAAUACACAGAUUCAGAAAUUACUAUAGUUAAAGUUAAAUGUAACAGCGAUGUUUUUAAGAAAACGUUAAGCACAUGGGACAUGAAUGACAUUGCCAUUCCAGGAGAUGGCUCGCAUUUAGGAGAAAGCCCUUCCUUAGUAAAUUUAGCAACUCUAGUUACGCAAAAUGUUCAAUGCGAAGGUGACGAUGAAUACUUGGUCCCUAUUUCAUCCUGGGAUCCUGUAACAAAGGAGGAUGAUUUACCCUUCGGGUUAAAAUGUUGUUCCGAUAGUAAGCUGUAUGAAUGUAACAUAUUAAAGAACACUGCUACCGAUCCAAAUCUCUAUACUAAAUUUAUAAGUUCUGAUAGUAGUUCUCAAACCGAUAUCAAAAUUGAAGAUUUGUUAAAUAAAUAUCGUGUCUCCAGUUGGGCGGGAAAAAGUUCAAAAAUUGUGCGGAAACACUGUCAAAAUUUAAAAGAUGCGGAAUCUGACAGACGCCAGAACCAAAACAAAAAUAAAAAUGAAUAAAGGUUAGAAAAUGCUGAAAAUAGGCCCCGCAUCAAAUAUUUAUGUAAAAAACGAACUUAAAAUGUCACUAAAUUUAGAAAUACAUCAAUAGUUUUAGUAAGAAUUUAGAAGUUCACUUGUAAAUAUGUCUGGGGAUGCCGAGGACGCAAUAGAAACUUUUCUGUUAGUGGUACCAUCAUUUUUCUAUGUCGUAUUAGCAACUACACUUCCAGCAUUCCUACCAUACUCAAGUAAACAGCUGAACUUUACAGUUGAAUUUAUAAUUAUUGUCAUUCCGAUCAUAUUGAAUGUAACAGUAUUCGCCAAUAUAUCAGGAAACAUUUUGUUUAUUAUAUCCUUGAUAUUAUUCACGUUUGUAGCUUUAAUGUUGGUUAACACUUUAUAUAAACCAACUAGUAAAGAAACUAAAAUAACAAAACCGCUGUUAAACAGAGAAAAUUUUGUUACUAAUGUUCGAUCAACCAUUAAUCUUAUAUCAGUGGUAGCUAUAUUAGCUGUGGACUUUAAUAUAUUUCCUUCCCGAUUUUCAAAAACUCCAAGAACAGGUUUCAGUCUUAUGGAUUUAGGUGUAGGCUUGUAUGUUUUUGCUAACGGAAUCGUUGCACCCGAGGCAAGGGGUAAAAAAGAUCCAAUAACGAACUCAAUUAAGAGCUCUAUCGCUCUUAUAAUUAUCGGCAUACUGAGACUUGUUUCAACAAAAGCUACACAUUAUCAUGUAUCGGAAAUGGAAUAUGGCAUCCACUGGAAUUUUUUUAUUACAUUAGCUGUAACUAAAAUACUGUCUUCAUGUAUUCUGAAUAUUUUCGAUGUGAAUUAUAUUUAUAUUAAUGCAAUAUUGUUAACAGUAGCUCAUGAAACUCUGUUACAAAUGUUUUUAAAAAGCUGGAUAUUUUCAACUGACAAAAGAACAAAUUUAAUAUCAGCUAACAAAGAAGGAAUUGUAUCCAGCGUAGGCUAUGUGAGUUUGUACUUAUUCUCUCUCUAUUUUAGUUACAGUUUAAACAAAAUGAAAACACAGCAUAAUAAGAAUAAACUGUUUUUCAUUUGGAUCAUAAAUUCUCUUUUAAUAACUUGCUUCUGUACAUAUAAAUUUGAGGUAUCUAGGAGAUUAGCAAACUGUGGCUAUAUUGCAUGGAUAUUAUUUAUUGCUAUUUCUAUGACAUGGUUAUUUUAUCUCUGGGAUAGUUUAAAGAAAAAUAGUUUUGUAAAUUUCAACUUAAAUUGCUGUCCUUUUAUAUUAGAAGCUAUAAAUUCUAACGGUUUAAUAUUUUUCCUUGUUGCAAAUGUACUAACUGGAUUAGUUAAUCUAACAAUUACAACAAAUUUAGUUAGUAGUAUGAAUUCUUUAAUAAUUUUAAUUGUAUAUAUGCUGAUUAAUUGUGGUUUAGCUUCUGUAUUGUAUAGCUCUAAAAUUAAAUUGAAAUUAUUAUAAAAUAAAGAAAUUAUUUUUAUUAAUCAA